Molecule: messenger RNA, 1320 nt
Organism: Suillus paluster
Lineage: Eukaryota; Fungi; Basidiomycota; Agaricomycetes; Boletales; Suillaceae
Product: Cys/Met metabolism PLP-dependent enzyme-domain-containing protein
Exons: 3
Coding region: 1-1320 (439 amino acids)
Biological process (GO): transsulfuration
Cellular component (GO): cytoplasm
Molecular function (GO): pyridoxal phosphate binding; cystathionine gamma-lyase activity
Source: RefSeq, a predicted model, not a curated record
AUGACCAUCUCCACAACCAACGGCCACGCCAACGGUCAUGCCAAUGGCCUCAAGCACUUGAAGCGCUCGCCUGAGCUGGGUUUUUCUACGCGAGCUAUACAUAUAGGUUCAGAGCCUGACCCCACAACCGGUGCCAUCAUCCCUCCCAUAUCCCUCAGCACGACGUACAGACAAGAUGAAGUAGGUGUACACAAGGGUUUCGAAUAUUCCCGGUCGGGCAAUCCAAAUCGCGAUGCCUUAGAGCGCACGCUCGUAGGCCUGGAGGCAGGCGCAGGACACGCUAUCGCGUUUGCUUCUGGCAGUGCGACAACAGCAACUGUCUUGCAGUCUCUUGGUCCAAAUGCACACGUACUAAGUGUGAAUGACGUCUACGGCGGUACGUUCAGGUAUCUCACAAGGGUUGCGAAGGAAACGAUGGGUACCGAGUCGACCUUUGUGGAUUUGGAGAAUACCACGGACGACGAAAUACUAGGUGCUAUGAAGGAAAAUACGAAGCUCAUUUGGAUCGAAUCGCCGACAAACCCCACUCUCCGGUUAAUUGACAUUCCCCGUAUAGUAGCUCUCGCUCGUCGGGCUCCAUCAAAGCCCCUUGUUCUCGUUGACAAUACCUUCCUCUCCCCAUUCUACGCCUCCCCACUCCUACAAGGUGCAGACAUCGUUGUCCACUCCCUCACCAAAUAUGUCAAUGGCCAUUCUGACGUCAUCAUGGGCGCCGCCAUCCUUCCCUCCUCAUCCACGCCAGACCGUGAUUACGACGGCCUCGCUCAAAAGCUCCGUUUCCUCCAAAACGCUCACGGCGCCGUGCCGAGCGCAUUUGACUGCUGGCUCGCCCAACGUGGCGCCAAAACUCUGGCAGUACGCAUGAAAGCGCACGGUCUCAAUGCACUCCGUGUUGCCUCCUAUCUAUCGUCUCACCCUGCCGUUGAGCAUGUUAUCUACCCCGGACUCGCCUCGCACCCCCUACACGCGCUGGCACGCGCCUCCCUCAGCCCGCAUACACAGAACUUCCUCAGCACACUGCCGCCAUCGAGCCUCGCGCACGGUAUACCCUACGGCGGGAUGGUCUCAUUCCGCGUACGCGGUGGCUCAAGGAGUGCAGAGGCGCUCCUGCCGAAGCUGAGGCUGUUCGCGCUCGCAGAGAGUUUGGGUGGUGUGGAGAGUCUUGCGGAGUUACCUGCGCAGAUGACGCAUGCGAGUAUCCCGCCUGCGGAGCGUGAGGCGUUAGGUAUUGAGGGGUUGGUGCGUUUGAGCUGUGGCAUUGAGGAGGCGGAGGAUUUGGUGGAGGAUUUGAGGGACUGCGUUGGAGGGGUUGGAGGAUGA